Molecule: messenger RNA, 987 nt
Organism: Cyprinus carpio (common carp)
Lineage: Eukaryota; Metazoa; Chordata; Actinopteri; Cypriniformes; Cyprinidae
Product: transmembrane protein 60-like
Source: RefSeq, a predicted model, not a curated record
GUGUGAUUGGCAGCUGCAGACAUCACAGCGCAUCCUAACAAAGCGAAGAACGAUUCACUCCGUUAUGAUUCCGAUGAAGAUCGUUUCAUUACGGUUCAAAUGAGAGUUAACGCAUGAUCCGGCAGGCUUCGGCGGGACUGUGCGUGGCUGACUGAUUUGCUGGAGCUGCUCGUGUGGUCAGUCGGGGCAGAUGUCUCUGGCUCAGCGGGUUCUGCUCACCUGGAUCUUCUCGCUCGUCUUCCUCAUCCUGCUGGUGCUGAAGCUGGAUGGAAAGGUCAAAUGGAGCUGGUUCCUGAUCUUCCUGCCCGUCUGGAUCUUUGACAGCAUCCUGCUGCUGAUGCUGGGUGUGAAGGUGGCGGGGCGGUGCCGGGCGGGUUACGACCCGCGGCUGAAGCUCUGGUAUCUGCUGGCUCUGGUGAUGAAGGUGGGCUUCUGUGUGACGCUGUGUGCGCGGCUGGAGCAGCUGACCAACCUGCGGCUGCUGAUCAUCUGUGUGCCGCUCUGGACAUUGCUGACCGGAGCCCUGAUCCAGCUGGGAUACAACAUCCUGCCCCAGCACACAGACUGACACGGACACACAGAAAACCUCUGAACACACACACACACACACACACACUCACGGUCUCACAAACACACACAUAUGAACACAUGAGUCACCUGAACACACACACACACACUCACGGUCUCACACACACAUGCGCUCACACACGGAGUGAUUCAGUUUCAAACACUUGUACGUGAACACAAAUGUUUCUACAGAAAGCAAACAUUCUGCUGUUUCUGUUCUCUUUUUUUUAGAAAUUUGUCUCAAAUGAAUUUUGUACAUUUCAAGUGUGGUAAUAUGUGGUUUUAUUCGUGUUUUUUGAUCUUGUAAAUAUAUUUCCAUGUGCUGAUGCUGUAAUGGACAUUUAGUUUUUCUGGUAAAUCUCUUUCUGCCAGCAGAGGUUCUGAUGAAGGGAAACAGAAUAAAGCCACUGCAGUGAUGAA